UACCCCCCCUCUCCUUCCAUCUCCCCUCCUUUUCUCUCUUUUGCCAUCUCCAGGAUGGCUACCCCUAUCCCUGGAGCAUCCCUCCCUCCCUCCUUCCCAGCAGGAAGAUUUUCCUUGCUUGCAAGGCAGUGCCCCCUCCCCCAGAGGAAACGUGAAAAACGUCUGAACCCUCCUGGGGAGAAAGGGGUGGGUUGGGGAGGGGGGUGGAGAAGAGAGAGCCACGGGCCUCCUCGUUUCGCAAGGUUAGAGGCGGGUUGCGAGUAAAACGAAAGUUAAAGCUUCGCAGAUCGCAUCUUCCUCCGGGAUUGCAAAGCUGCUCGGAUUGCAAACGAACUGCGAUGGCCGGGGAAGCCACCUCUGAGCCCGAGUCGUCCGCUUUCCAGCCGACGGAGAUGAAUGAGGAGUUUCAGUUCCUCCUAUGUGACAGAUGCCAUGCAGAGGUCCCAUGCCCCAAACUCCUGCCCUGCCUUCACAAUCUGUGCACCCGGUGCCUUGAAGAAAACAAGCCAAUCAGUCUCUGUGUCAUCUGUGAAACUCCACACUUCCACCUUGCAGAGAUCCGCGAAACUCUGGAUAACGUGUUCUUUGCCAAUCUCCAAGUCAGGUUCAACCUCUACCAGAAGGUCACUGGGAGCAAAGGCUCGAUUUGUGAUAACUGUAGGACACAGGCAGAGUUUUGGUGUUCCACCUGCGAGGAGUUCCUUUGCCUCUUGUGCUUUCGAAGCCACCAGAGAUACCUGAAGAAAGAAAGCCACGAAGCUAGACCGCUGAAGGACUUCCAGGCAGAAUCUUGCAAAGACUUCCUCUCAACCAUCAGAAAACCCAUGUUUUGUACCAAGAUGGGGCACAACACCCAAAUGUUAAGCCUCUACUGCAAGCAGUGUAGUCAAUCCAUGUGUGCCAUUUGUGCCGUCCUCGACAACAAGCACAUGGGUCAACAUUGCGACAUCAGCCAGGAAAUCCAGUGCAGGCAGAAUGAAUUGCAGAACAUGAGCGCAGAGCUGAAGGAGAAGAAGAACGCCUACGACGAGAACUACGGCAGCCUUGAGGAACUGGUGAGAAACAUGGAGCAGUUGAGGAAUGAGACGCAAGAGCUGAUCCAGCAGAAGAUAGAGGAGAUGAUCCAGAUGCUGCGAGAAAAGGGCAAAGGAUUCUUAGCAGACGUAGAGGCCCAACAUAACCACCAGGUCCAAGACGUGAAGAAGAAACUGCAGGAGAUGGACGGAGUGGUCCAGAGAAUCACAUCCAGCCAGAGGUUGGUGGAGAAGUUGCAUAUCUAUGCUUCUGGCCAGGAGGUGUUGGAGAUGCAUCCUUUCCUGAAAAAGUCCAUGAUGGAGCUCAGAAGGAAGCAGCCCUCUACGGCAAAGGGAAUCAAAGUGAGGAACUUCCUAGGAACCAAGAGCAAACUUCAAGAUUUGCUCGAAAGAGUGACAAAAGACAAAGUUUCCUCCACAGCCAACGGAGCCACUCUCCCGCUCUCUGCCAGCUGUUCCACUUCUGUCUCAGGUUCAGACACCAACUUUCCCAGAGGAUCUGGAGCUACGAAGUCAACACCAGAAACUGUUCCAGCUAAAACCCAAACAGAGCCUCAGGAGAACCUUUCUGGAAGAUCAUCGCUAAAAAGGGAAUACGCUGAAGUGGAAAUCAACACGGGGGACCCUCCCAAGAUGGUCAAAAUCGAGCCGUUAAACAAUAAGGAAUGGGACAAUCCCACCCUGAUGAAGAAUGAGCCUGGGACCAGUUAUGGACUGACUAGAGGUUCUUACAACACAGGAAGCCAAGGAGGCCCCAGAGGAACCCCUGAUGAUACUCUUCUGAUUGCUCCUGAGGAGAAUUCAUCUGAUCUAGAAAAUGACUCUUCAAUUAACAUUUCUUCAGAAGAAGAAUCCACUGAUGAUGAGGAUGAAACCGGGGCCUCAGUUCUUCCCCUGGACAUCAACACUACAUCACAAGUUGGCCAGAAAAGCCCUACGAGGUAUCCGUUAAGCCAACCUGCAAAUGUCAGCUUGGAGUCCAGCACCAUAUUCUUUGACCUCAAGACUCUACCAGGAAAUACCUUUCACCUGGUCGCUCUUGGAGAGGGAACCUUUUUCCGUGUCACGAUUUCUUGCCUGGAAAAUACAAACGACAAAAUCUGUGUGUUUGGCUUGGAUGAGUUCCUCCACUAUCUCGGCAGCCUCCAGAUGCCCAUUUUGGUGGGAUACAAGCUAUGGUCCAUGGACCUCGCUGCUCUGCUUGAUGCCCUUCAGAGAAUCAACACAGAAGGACUCUUUGAGGCGUCCAUCUUUGGUUUCCUGGAUGCCUUCCCCCUCAUCAAAGAGAAAUUCCCUGAUAUCUCUAAUUAUUCACUGAAGAAUUUAGACAAGAUAUACCUGUGGGGACAGCUGGACAGCACCAACGCAGGCGAGUGUGCCAAAACUCUGAAGGACCUCUGUACCAUCUUUGAAAUUAACAACAUGUUCCAGAGUAGGCCUCUUAUUGCCUGCUCCAGCUUCAGGUGUUACGCCUCGCUUCAACCUCUCCUGCGGGAGAAAGUCCUCUCCAUGCCCUCGGUGCAGACUUUGGCCCUGCAUAACAUCUCCCUUACCAUGCUGCAGUCUGUCUAUCAAAGCGAUCCCGACAACGGGCUGACGAAACUGUGCAGGUGUUUGAACAGCAGGCGGAGGAUCGGGGAGAAAAAAAUUAUACGGUUGAGCAAGAUCCGCGCCUAUUUCCGAAACCUCCCAUCGUCCUCUCAAGGUUCUUCCCUUCCAGAGAUUCAUUAAGGAACACUCUUAGUUACUAGGGGAUUAAAAUGACCCCUCUGUGAACACAAGGGAAUUCUUCUGAAGUGAAACCACACAGGCCUGGGUGAUAUAUAUAGCUGGCCAAAGGUCUCCUGAUAACAUUCAUGAGAACAUGACUGAGUUUUUCAUAGACCACAUCAAAGUGCUUUAUGGACUCAACCACAGAUGGUUAGGUUUGUUUUUUGUUUUUUUUUAAAUUUGAUUUAUACGCCGCCCUUCUCCGGAGACUCAGGGUGGCUUACAAUGCGUUAAGCAAUAGCCUUCAUCCUUUUGUAUAUUUAUACAAAGUCAGCUUAUUGCCCCCACAAACUGGGUCCUCAAUUUACCUACCUUAGAAAGGAUGGAAGGCUGAGUCAACCUUGAGCCUGGCAAGAUUCGAACUUACUUUAAUUGCAGACAGCUGGUGUUAAAUUGCAGUGCCUUGUCUGCAGAGCUAUCCAAGCUCCAGGCUGUGCAUGAAGCGACACCAUGAGGCUUGAUUUACGAAUCGCAACAGGACAAGGUUCACAGGACAACUUUGUGCAGGUCGCAUUAUGGUUUAAAGCCAUAAUGCAAGCCAAAAGGUCUUCUCAGUCCAUCAUGGUAUCUCUCAAGGGACUCUUUGCUCAUACACAUGAAAUAAUUGACGAUAUGACAUCUGAAUGUCCACCACAAAAGCUCAGCUAGUGUUUUAGGAAACUGAGAACAUCUUCAGUGGUAGUUGCUACCAGCAGUUCCAAAAAACCCUAGUCAGUGAGAAAAAAGGCUAGAAGUCAAAGUUAGCAGUACCUGUUAAUGUCACAUGUGUUGUUGUUUUUUCCCCAGUUUCUAUGUCUUCCGAUCCAAGGAAUCUCGUCAUAUAUCCUUCAUGUAGAUUAAAUACAAUGGCAAUAUUAGAAGUUGCAAUGAAGUUAUAAUACUUACAACUUCCUUUCUGAAAUCCCAGGCUAAGUUUGCUUCUGAUCAACCUCUUUCACUUCUCAAAGGGCCCAGUUGGUGCCUUGGAAUCCUUAAGUAUCUGGUUGUCUUGGGAGGUCAGAUAAUCUUAAGGAUUUGAGGUCAAGCUUCUAUCCACAAAUUUACAUAUUGAGAAUGUGAGAUUAUUAAGAACAGAUGCUUCAGCAAAAUCCUUUUUCUACUGUAAACUCAAACCAAUAAAACUAUGUUAUCUUUUGA
Messenger RNA from Pantherophis guttatus, 3941 nucleotides. RefSeq names its product protein PML-like. The record is from RefSeq and is a predicted model, not a curated record. Gene Ontology annotation, cellular component: nucleoplasm. Lineage: Eukaryota; Metazoa; Chordata; Lepidosauria; Squamata; Colubridae. Gene Ontology annotation, biological process: suppression of viral release by host; innate immune response; intrinsic apoptotic signaling pathway in response to DNA damage. Gene Ontology annotation, molecular function: zinc ion binding.